AGGGAGAGGCGCUGGAUGUGAUCGUGCUCAUUUUAAAGCCGUUCAUUUCUGCACGCUGCUGUGUGCUGUCAGCCCGCAGAAGAGAAACAACACGGCUCUGAUUUAACGAACUGCUAGCGGAUUUAAUGUUCUGUCUUGAUUUUUAUUCCUGUUAAUUGUAUAGAGGAGAGGUUUGUUUUCAUGCGCCGCUACGCUCGCAGGCUGAAUGCGAGUCUCCGUAAGGAAGGAGGAGCCACCGGACAUCCGAUAAGGAACUACGAGCUUCAUUGAACAGGGACUGGAAACCUGUUUUUCCACUAUGACUGCCCUCAGGCAGAGGAAGGGCAGUAGAGGGAAGGACCCGGGGCCCAGCAUUCAGAACCUGAAGCCUGAUUGUAUAGCUGAACCCAGACAGAGGUUUGCAACAGGUGGUUUCUCAUGGUGGACAAUCUUGUGUGUAAUGACCGGAUCAAUAGUGGGAGUUAGUCUGGGCUUGCUGUGCUGCAUCUAUGUGUCUACACUUCAUGAAAAUGACCUCUGGUUCUCCAAUAUAAAGGAAGUCGAGCGUGAAAUCUCCUUUCGGACAGAAUGUGGCCUUUAUUACUCCUACUACAAACAGAUGUUGAAGGCGCCUUCUAUACAGCAAGGUCUUUAUGAGCUUAUUCAUGACAACACUACUGAAUCAAAGAGAACAAUAAACAUCCUACAGCGCAUGAAUAUCUACCAAGAAGUGUUCCUUAGCAUUUUGUACAGAAUACUUCACAUACAGACCUACUUGGAGCCAAUUUAUUUCUACAUCUAUACAGUGUUUGCUUUGCAGACAGUGUAUGUCAUCGCCCUCUUUAUCACUAGCUGGUUACUUAGUGACUCAUGGCUGGCUGGAGCCCUCAGUGGAGUCUGGUACAUUCUCAACAGAGUGGAUACCACACGCGUGGAGUUUACAAUCUCUCUAAGGGAGAACUGGUCAAUACCUUUCUUUGCUCUUCAGGUGGCUGCUAUAACCUGCUACUUAAGGCCACAGCUAAAGCCUAUUCACCAGAGGGUGGUGCUGUGGCUGGUGUUCGUCUCCACCUUCUGCUUCUGUUUGACAUGGCAGUUCAAUCAGUUUGUCCUACUGGUGCAGGCCCUUAUAAUCUUUACUCUGGAUUGCCUGGACUUCUUCACAGUGGAACAGGUGGUUUCUCUGUACCUGAUGCAGGUGUUGAGUCUGUUAUUGGUGUGGUUACUGCAGUUCUGCAAUUCUAUGAUUCUGGGCUCUCUGGUGCUCAGCUUCAUUGUGUCUGCCCUCUUCAUCAAACACUUCCAGACGGGACUAAAGAUGGGUGGCUUUGUUAUACGAGUAGGAAAACUGGCUCUUCACACACUCCUAGUCCUCACAUUAACUUUCACCAUCAAUUAUUCAGCCAAGAAAAUACUCCAGCUGAAAUCGGACGAGCACAUCUUUAAGUUCAUAAAGGCCAAGUUUGGCCUCGGGGCAACGAGAGACUUUGAUGCCAGUCUCUAUCUGUGCGAAGAGGCUUUUGGCUUGUUGCCAUUGGAUACAUUUGAGCGGUUGGCUGGCACAGUGCUGCUCUAUCCGUAUCUGUGCACCCUCAGUGUGCUCUUCAUCUUGCUGCUGCUCGUGGCACUCUCUAAUCUCAGCACUAAUGGGUCAGGCCAAGCAUGCAGGGAGCGAGAAGACAGGACCUUUAGGAUGCGUCCGGACGUUGCUUACAAUAUCUUGCACACCGUCUUCUUCGGCCUGCUCGCCUUUUCCACUAUGAGGAUGAAAUAUUUGUGGACUGGCCACAUGUGUGCAUUCGCCGCCUUUGGGGUGUGUGGUAAGGAGGUGUGGUCGUUGUAUCUGAGGGUCCUUCACUGCAACACUAGAACCAUGAUGAGACUGAUCAGGUACUCUGUUCCUAUUGUAAUACUGGCGUUUCUUUAUUACAAGUUCUGGCCUAGACUGAUGGAGGAGAUAUCUGAGCUGAGAGAGUUUUAUGACCCAGACACUAUGGAGCUAAUGGAGUGGAUCAGAUUGAAGACGCCCAAACGGGCAGUGUUUGCAGGCAGCAUGCAGCUGUUGGCGGGAAUUAAGCUGUGUACAGGGAGAGUAUUGACAAACCAUCCACACUACGAGGACCAGGCACUGAGAGAGAGGACCAGACAGGUAUAUCAGAUCUAUGCGCGUCAGUCUGCUGAGGAGGUUCAUAAAGAGCUCGGUUCGGUUGGAGCGGACUACAUCGUGCUGGAGGACAGCAUCUGCUACGAGCGCAGGCACAGCCGUGGCUGUAGGCUGAGGGACCUGCUCGACCUGGCAAACGGACAUAUCAUGGACGGGCCAGGUGAAAAUGAGCCGGACCUCAUCUCGGCAUCUCACCCGCGGUUUUGUGAGGCCAUUAAGACCGACAUGCCUCCUUAUUCAACCCUCUUCACACGAGUGUUCAAAAACAAGACAUUUCAUGUGUACAAACUCAAGAAACUCAAAAAGAAAAAACAAAGCUGAGAACAGUCCGUAAUGCUCAUUCCUCAACAGCAGUCGCCCACCUUCACUGGAUGGCUGAACGCCCCAUCUGGAAUGUUCAGUGAGUGUGUGAUAGUAGCAGGUGUGUGUGUGUGUGCAUGAGAGAGAUCGGAGAGAUGCCUGAUUGAGCCAGCACGCACUAGAUGAUUUGGUGUGUGUUUGUGUGUGUGUAAAUCUGCUCUGAGCCGGUCUGCCGCAACAGGAGCUCAAGUUUAACAUGGAGAGGGGGGGGGGGAUCUCUUUUUCUCACAGUCUGCACCCCGCUUGCGCUCUCUCUCUCUCUCUCUCUCUCUCUCUCUCUCUGAUCAUUGCAUCUCUUUCUACACAUGCCCUUCCACCAAAUACAUUUAGGCUCUUUCACACACAUUUGUUACUUAAAGAAAAUGUGAGGUGAAGACACAAUGACUGCUUUCACAGCCUCAUUCCUGUCGCAAACUAAAUGAAAAGAGAAAAUAGCAAUGGGGAAAAAAUGCUUUGUAUUUGGAAUUCACACAAGCUGUUUGGGAUAAUUAGUGGCUGUUGUAGUGUUGUCUUUAUAUCUGCCAAACUGUUGGCCGGUGUUAAGUUGGGCCACAUCCUACUGUCUGGCUGCUUAAAAAAACAAAAAAA
Molecule: messenger RNA, 3091 nt
Organism: Sinocyclocheilus anshuiensis
Lineage: Eukaryota; Metazoa; Chordata; Actinopteri; Cypriniformes; Cyprinidae
Product: probable C-mannosyltransferase DPY19L3
Exons: 19
Coding region: 299-2464 (721 amino acids)
Cellular component (GO): nuclear inner membrane
Molecular function (GO): mannosyltransferase activity
Source: RefSeq, a predicted model, not a curated record